Molecule: messenger RNA, 1179 nt
Organism: Thunnus maccoyii (southern bluefin tuna)
Lineage: Eukaryota; Metazoa; Chordata; Actinopteri; Scombriformes; Scombridae
Source: RefSeq, a predicted model, not a curated record
AUGCAGUUAGCUCAGACUAAACCCCAUGUGUUAGCGCUACUGACUGACAUAGACGAUUAUCUGAUAUGCUCUCACUCAUUGGAACAGGAAGUCAGGGAUUCCACUACAGUGAUAAAUCAUCUCAAGGAUCUUGGGUUCAAUAUAAACUGGGCAAAGAGCCGAGUAGAACCUAUGCUAUGUACAGAAUACUUGGGUCUCAACAUAAACUCCCUCUCUCAUUGUGUCACACUAUCAGAGAGGACAUUAGUGUCUCUCACACAGUGUCUCUCCCUUUCCCAGCCGGGAAAAGUCGUAUUGUUCAGACUAUGCCUGCGCCUACUGGUGCCUCUAAUGGCUUCUGUAAUAUUUGUUGUACACUUAGGGCUUCUAACGAUGAGGGAUUUUCAGCAUUGGGGAGCAUUACGCCUGUGCCCACGCCGUCACCUCAGCCACAAGGUGAAAAUAACACCAGUGUGUGUGGCGGCUCUUCGCCCAUGGAGGGACUUGACAACUCUUGCGUCAGGUGUCCUUCUGUGGGCGGUGUCCUCCAGGGUAACCAUGACAAGGGAUGUGUCCCUGUCAGGGAGGGGGGUGACCAUGUUGGGCAGAGCGGUGAAUGGCACCUGGGGCCUGAGGCUGGCUCAGGCUCCCAUAAAUGUUUUGGGUAGUGUUUUUUGCACUAAAGCAUUUUUGCACUAUGUCCAAGGUCACCAUGUCUUGGUAAAAACAGACAACUCCACUGUGGUAGUGUACAUCAACCCCCAGGGUGGCACUUGUUCACUGAAGUUGCACAAGUUAACUCAGAAGAUAAUCAUGUGGAGCAGCACCAGACUCCUGUCCCUUCGAGCAACACAUAUGCCGGGCGGUUUGAACAGGGGUGCAGAUCUUCUGUCCUCAGGGAACUCCCUGUACAGAGAGACUUUGCACCUGCAGGUGGUGGAGCAAAUUUGGCAGAUAUACAGCUGGGCAGCCAUAGAUCUAUUCAUCUCGCAAGAAAACACUCAGUGUGCGCUGUUUUUCUCCCUGUCGGACAUAAAAGCACCUGGGGUGGAUGCUCUGGCCCACCCAUGGCCAAAUAUGCUGCUCUAUGCCUUCCCCCCUCUCAGCCUGAUCUCCCCCACCUUAGCCAGGGUGAGAGAGCAGGGCUUGUUGCUCUCUCAUCACACAUAUGAGCCUAUUUCACUGAGUUUAUUUCACUGA